Fraxinus pennsylvanica is the source of this 570-nucleotide messenger RNA. Lineage: Eukaryota; Viridiplantae; Streptophyta; Magnoliopsida; Lamiales; Oleaceae. The record is from the annotation of a GenBank genome assembly.
AUGGCUUCCUUUGGAGUUAGACACAAUUUUAACAUAAAGCCUUUGAGAUUUUCACCAUUUGACUGUUUUCCAAAGUCGCCAACACUAUUUAUUAGCAACAACAAGACUGUUCGGUUCCUAGGUUGUGGUGGCGAAUUUCCCAGCAAAACUAAGUUAAGUGCAGUCUCCAAGGCAUCAUCAGACGGCAUUUCGCCCAUUGAUGAUGAAGAUGGAGUGUCUUUGGGAACCUUGAAACUGCCUGCCAACACUGACCUUUCAAGAUUUGAAUCCUUACUCUUUCAGUGGGCGAACAGUCUUUGCCAAGGUGCUAAUUUGCCUAUGCCGGUGCCUUUGAAGGUCGACAAAAUUCCAGCUGGAGCUAGACUUGGCUUUAUCACAAUUGGAGACGGAGAGACUGAGGUCGUUGUGUACAUAGACUGCUUAGUUUUUCCAGCUACUGAGAGUUCUGGUCCUCUAUUUCGAGCUAUAAGGAAUGGACCCAUGAAAAAUGAGUCGCCUCCUGGAGAGCCAAGAAUCAUGAGAAGCCUUCUAGAUGCCCUAAAAAAGUCUGUUGAAAUAGCAAGACUUUAA